Molecule: messenger RNA, 927 nt
Organism: Ectocarpus siliculosus
Lineage: Eukaryota; Phaeophyceae; Ectocarpales; Ectocarpaceae
Source: the annotation of a GenBank genome assembly
AUGGUCCCUUCCUUCGCCACCCGCGCCAGGAUCAGCAGAAACGCGUCCUUCCAGGAGCACAGCGGGGGCUGGCGGGGUGGGAGCAGCAGAAGCAGAUUGGAUCGACGCAUCAGGAACCCGCGAGCUACUGCUGCUUACGGCGCGGGUUCGGUACGGUGCGUCUGCGCGCUGCCGCCCCCUGGAAUCUCUCCCCUGGCUUGGGAUGCAGGCGUUUCUACGGUGGUUGGGGCGGCCAGCAUCGUGUGGGUCAAGCUUUGGACUGGCCUCGCGCGACGAGACAAGAUGAAGCCGCAGGUGUCUCGUAAGGUGGUGCACACGACGGCAGCCCCGUUGUUCAUGAUCUUGUGGCCUUUCUUCACGAACCGCCCCUGCGCGAGGCUGUUCGCUGCCGCGGUGCCGAUGUUGCAGGCGGUUCGGCUGGCAGCGGCGGGACUCUCUGGGGACCCUGAAAACAAUGACUCCAGCAGCAACGAGCUCGUCAAGGCGAUAUCGCGCUCUGGAAAGGCGUCCGAGACGCUGGAUGGGCCGCUCAAGUACUCUCUGGCCAUCGUGCUCAUCACUGUCGUAGAGUGGCGGACUUCCGUGGUUGGGCUUAUCGCGAUGAUGCAGAUGGCGGUCGGCGAUGGGAUGGCGGACUUGGUUGGGCGGCAGUUCGGGAAGCACAAGUGGCGAAAGGGGGGCGAGAAGAGCAUGGAGGGCUCGGCCGCUUUCGUCUCGGGAUCGUUCCUUGCGUCCGUGGCCAUGAUACAGUGGUUCCACCACUUCGGGCUGUUGUCGGUUACGCCGACGGAGGCGGCGGCGAGAGCGGCGGCGAUAUCGUUCGCCAGCGCGGCGGUGGAGCUGUUUCCGCCACGGUUGGUAGGGGACGACAACAUCAGCGUCCCCGUCACGGCGCUGGUUCUCGGACGGCUGCUUUUCGGGAAGUGA